Fulmarus glacialis (Northern fulmar) is the source of this 1707-nucleotide messenger RNA. It is a transcript of the gene CNN3, whose product is annotated as calponin 3, acidic. The annotation marks the transcript as partial. Gene Ontology annotation, biological process: actomyosin structure organization. The transcript is spliced from 6 exons. The record is from RefSeq and is a predicted model, not a curated record. Gene Ontology annotation, molecular function: actin binding. Lineage: Eukaryota; Metazoa; Chordata; Aves; Procellariiformes; Procellariidae.
AUUGCCCUGAAAUAUGACCCCCAGAUAGAAGAAGAUCUGCGUAACUGGAUAGAAGAGGUUACAGGGCUGAGCAUUGGUGCAAACUUUCAACUGGGAUUAAAAGAUGGCAUAAUCUUAUGCGAGCUUAUAAAUAAGCUGCAGCCAGGAUCAGUGAAGAAAAUUAAUCAAUCAAAACUAAAUUGGCACCAGCUGGAGAACAUUGGGAAUUUUAUCAAAGCCAUCCAAGUCUACGGCAUGAAGCCACAUGAUAUUUUUGAAGCAAAUGACCUUUUUGAAAAUGGAAAUAUGACUCAAGUACAGACUACUCUAGUGGCACUAGCAGGUCUGGCAAAAACCAAAGGUUUUCAUACUACAAUUGAUAUUGGUGUCAAAUAUGCAGAGAAACAAGCACGAAGUUUUGAUGCAGGAAAACUAAAAGCUGGUCAAAGUGUAAUUGGCCUGCAGAUGGGCACCAACAAGUGUGCCAGUCAGGCAGGCAUGACUGCUUAUGGAACUAGAAGACACCUCUAUGAUCCAAAAAUGCAAACUGAUAAGCCAUUUGACCAGACAACAAUUAGCCUACAGAUGGGCACUAACAAAGGAGCCAGUCAGGCUGGUAUGCUGGCACCAGGUACCAGGAGAGACAUCUACGAUCAGAAGCACAUAUUACAACCUGUGGAUAACUCAACUAUUUCAUUACAAAUGGGUACCAACAAAGUAGCUUCACAGAAGGGAAUGAGCGUGUAUGGGCUUGGACGACAAGUGUAUGACCCCAAGUACUGUGCUGCACCAACAGAACCUGUCAUUCAUAACGGCAGCCAAGGAACAGGAACUAACGGGUCAGAAAUCAGCGAUAGCGAUUAUCAGGCAGAAUACCCAGAUGACUAUCAUGGAGAGUACCAAGAUGACUAUCAAAGAGAUUACCAUGGUCAGUACAGUGACCAGGGCAUUGAUUAUUAGCUUUGCAACAAAAGUUCAGUAUUAGUCCAUUAUUUUAUUCAGUAAGAACGAAACUAGCCUUGUGGAAUUGUUACCUGUCUUUCCUACACACUAUGCUUAAUUACCUAAAGAAAUAUUGCCUUACAUACAUUCCCUUUUCCUUUCUCUGCCCUUUCCCUGUCUAGUUGCCUUUAGUGCUGUAACAGUUGUAGUCUACAGCAUAAACAAUAACUGCAUAUGAAGUAAAAGGAAUACUGUGAAAGGGGGAGUGCUCUUGUACAGCCAGGUCGUCCGAUAAGGAGCUAUGCAUUUUCGCAAUCUCUACUUAAGUAGGUAUUUACAUACCACAUUAAGCCUUCAUUUUACGUAUUUACAGCUUUUCUGUUUUCCAGAUGAGAUAAAAGAAUUUCAUGCUUAAAGUUAAAUGUGGUCUUUGCCAAUUAAAUCUAAGACAUCACAUUAGUGAUUUAAAUAUCAUUUACUAUGUUUCUAAGGUAUUGUUUGCUAAUGGUAAGUCCUGCAUUAGACAUGAGUGUGCAUUUGUGAUUGUGUAUUCAUUCCAUUAUCAACACUGACCAAAUUCUUAGAAAUAGUUGUCUUACUAAAAAGGGAGCUUGUACAAAGUCUUGAGCCAACAGAAGUCCCAUGAUUGAUGGUGCAUUUACCUUUUAUUGUGCCAUAAUAUAACCAUGUAGAAAUGCUUUUUCUUCCUUCAACUGUAUUUAUUGCCACACUUCUCAAACUGAUCCCAGUGUAUUUUUAUAAAUAAAUAUUUUUUUCUUAAAGGUA